Paramecium sonneborni is the source of this 1150-nucleotide messenger RNA. The record is from the annotation of a GenBank genome assembly. NCBI's taxonomy places the organism in Eukaryota, Ciliophora, Oligohymenophorea, Peniculida, Parameciidae.
AUAUAAUUAUGCAAGAAUAAAAUGAAAGUGACAAUGAGAAUGAGUUAGUUGAUUUAAAAGAAACAGAAUAUUUGAUUCUCAAAAAUAAAGAGUAUCAAAUUGAUUUAGAUCUUAUUCUCAAAACUAGCAUCGAUCAAAAUUUUAUAGAUAUCAUGACAGAAGAUUAAAAGUAUAGACAAGUUUUCAUAAGUAUUUAGAACUAAUGAAUUGAUGUCUCUUAAAAUAAUACACUUAGAAUUCUUAAACAUAAGUAAUCAAAUUUAAAUUCUAAUCUUUAGAAAAAAUAGAAAACUUCGAAUUGUUUGAUAAGUUAUAAAUUCUCUUUCUCUAACAUGUAAGUAAUCAUUCUCAAUGUAGAAUAAAAUUAGAGAAAUGGAAAAUUUAGAAACUUUAAUGAAUUUAGAGUAUUUGAGUCUGAAGAAUAAUGAAAUUUAAGUUUUGAAGGGAUUGAAAAAUAGUAAGAAACUAGCCUUUCUUGAUGUAUCUGAAAAUUAGAUCAAUUCCAUAAUCUUUGAUCAAUUACCUUCAAUGAUUGAAAUAUUGAAUAUAAGUAACAAUCCAAUAGAAACUGUAAUUAAUGUAAUAAAAUAAAAACUUGAUUAUUUAGAUUAUUUUAACUGAUUUAUUUUGUUAUUUCUUUUUAAAUAUAAACAAUCUUUAAUCUAUCUUGAAAAUUUAAUCUACAUAUAAAUGAUAGAAUGUGGAUAUAAGGAAAUAAUUGUUAUGCAAUUUAAAAUUGAUAGAUGAGAUUGACUCUGUGAAAGUUGAUCAAAAUGAACGCUUUUAAGCUUUAGGAAUGUAAUUAAAUUUAAAUUAUAAGAUUAGUUUUCCUAAGGAUUUAGAAGAGUACUAAAAAAAGUUAACUUAGAGGAAAAUGAAGAAAAUAAUGAAAUUCAAAAAAUUGGAAUAGGUUUUGGAUGUUGAUAAGGUGGAGAUAAGAGAAGAUUAAUUAGCUGAAGAAGAUGACAAUUUAACAGAAAAGACAAUCAUUGAUAUACAUAAUUUGACAGAGAGUCUUAUAACAAAAGCUUAACAAAGCAAUAUAGAGAAAUUGUUUGAGGUUUAAUAGGAAUUGUUGGAAUAUUAGAAAUUACAUUAGGAAAUACGAACUAAAAUAUAUGAAGAAUAAAUAUAAAAAUAAUAAAUAUGA